AAAAAUUUCACAACUCUGGUAGAAAAUUCCUUUCGUCGCUGUGGAUGGUGGAGUACCAAGUGUUUUUAUUUAAUUGUUAAAAAAUGGGAUUUGUGAAAGUAGUCAAGAAUAAGCAGUACUUCAAGAGAUACCAAGUAAAAUUUAAGAGGCGUCGCGAAGGAAAAACUGAUUACUAUGCUAGAAAACGCUUAAUUGUUCAGGAUAAAAAUAAAUACAAUACACCUAAAUACCGACUGAUUGUGCGUUUAUCAAACCGGGAUAUUACCUGCCAGGUUGCAUACUCUAGAAUCGAGGGUGACAAGAUUGUAUGCGCCGCUUACUCUCAUGAGUUGCCCAAAUAUGGAGUCAAAGUGGGUCUUACUAACUAUGCAGCAGCUUACUGCACUGGAUUGUUAUUGGCUCGUCGUUUGUUAAAACAACUCGGACUUGAUAAUCUCUAUGAAGGAACAACUGAUGUAACUGGGGAUGAAUACAACGUUGAAGCUGUUGAUGAUGGUCCAGGUGCAUUCAGGUGUUAUCUGGACGUUGGACUCAAUCGAACCACAACAGGUGCACGUGUAUUUGCUGCAAUGAAGGGGGCAGUGGACGGUGGUCUCAACAUUCCCCAUUCGACAAAACGUUUUCCAGGUUUUGAUGCUGAAUCUAAGAGUUUUAAUGCUGAGGUUCAUAGAAACCAUAUUUUUGGAAUCCACGUAGCAGACUACAUGAAGUCCUUAGAGGAAGAGGACCCUGAAGCCUUCAAAAGGCAGUUUAGCCAAUACAUCAAACUCGGAGUCACCGCAGAUAAGAUUGAGGAGAUUUACAAGAAUGCCCAUGCGGCAAUUCGCGCUAAUCCGGCACUCGAGAAGAAGGAUAAAAAGGCACCAGUUGCAGGCCAAAAGAGGUGGAACCGUAGAAAACUUACUCUGGCUGAACGCAAGGACAGAGUGGCGCAGAAGAAAAAAUCGUUUUUGGCCAAGCUCCAAGAACAAGAACCCUAAAAGGAACAUUUUUUUUCAUGAAUAUAAGUGAAUGUGUAAUAAAUAAAAUUCACAUUUAGUGCU
This is a messenger RNA of Cylas formicarius (sweet potato weevil), 1043 nucleotides long. It is a transcript of the gene RpL5, whose product is annotated as large ribosomal subunit protein uL18. The transcript is spliced from 4 exons. Gene Ontology annotation, cellular component: cytosolic large ribosomal subunit; ribosome. Gene Ontology annotation, biological process: translation; ribosomal large subunit assembly. Bases 84 to 980 code for a protein of 298 amino acids. The record is from RefSeq and is a predicted model, not a curated record. Lineage: Eukaryota; Metazoa; Arthropoda; Insecta; Coleoptera; Brentidae. Gene Ontology annotation, molecular function: 5S rRNA binding; structural constituent of ribosome.